Molecule: messenger RNA, 615 nt
Organism: Penicillium cinerascens
Lineage: Eukaryota; Fungi; Ascomycota; Eurotiomycetes; Eurotiales; Aspergillaceae
Exons: 2
Coding region: 1-615 (204 amino acids)
Molecular function (GO): acyltransferase activity, transferring groups other than amino-acyl groups
Source: RefSeq, a predicted model, not a curated record
AUGCGGUCAACAACCAAUUCUCUUGUGCUGGAGCCGGCCACCCCGGAAGACGUCCCCGCCAUUACAGAGCUAUGGUUCGCUGCCUUCACUCAGCCGGUGAUUGGGAAGCUAUUCCCCAACACCCCCGGUAUGCAUCAAUGGCACCGGGACUGGCACCUUGACAGCUUUCAGACCAGGCCCUACCAAAAGUACUUGCGAGUGGUUGACACCGAGUCGAAGGAUGAACACGGGCGACCGCGGCUAGUUGCAUUUGGCAAAUGGGAUCUCGCCAUGCCCGACGAGCGAGGUCGUCGCUUCCCGCAAUGGCAUGCGGAUUCGCCUUACCAGGAUUGCGAGGACUUGAUCACAGGGCUGGAAGCGGAGAGGAAGCGCGUUAUGGGCGAUCAGAAGCAUUACUACCUGGAUACACUCGGUACUCACCCGGAUUAUCAGCGGCGCGGAGCUGGCUCUAUGCUUGUCCAAUGGGGCUGCGACUUGGCGGAUAAGGACGGCGUUGCGGCCUACGUGGACGCCAGCAAGGAGGGCGCAUCGCUAUACCAGAGACACGGAUUUGUGGAUUUCAGUCCUUCUGGCGCUGAAGUGGCCUCGAUGGCUCGCGCUAAAAAGACUGCAUGA